UAAGUCAAUAAUUUAAUUUGAAUUCUUCGUUGCACCUGCCCAUGACACCUGCUGCAUACCGUCAGACAUGGACGAUAAGAAUUUGAUAGAAAUUCUAGGUACCUGUCACAGAAGUUUUUACUAUGGAAACAUACAUGAUUCUUGUUAACACAUUUUUUACUUUACUUUUUGUGAACUUUUCCCUGGAACAAUGUAUAUUCACAGACAAGUGUGUUUCCGUUAUCGAUAAAGGAAGAUACUAUAGAGGAAAAGUCUCACUGACAAAUAAAGCAGAAACCUGUCUAAACUGGGACAGCCAUGAUUAUGACGUCACUCCAAAACAGUACCCGGAUGAAGGAUUAGAGAACAAUUACUGUAGAAAUCCUUUAGGUAGUGGCAACAAACCGUGGUGUUAUACAAAGCUGAACCACACAUCUAACGACUACUGGGGGUAUUGCGACAUUCCUGCUUGUGAUCCCUGCUACUUCAGAGGAAUACAGUUUAAACAAGAAGACGCCUUCCAUGAUGGUUGUUCGCAAUGUAUCUGUUUAGCUGACGGGUUUCACUGUUAUCGUUGUCGAGAUGACCCUCCUCCAGCCAAUGGAACAGACCUAGCUUGUUACAUUAAAGAAAAUCCCAGAGCUAAAUAUCCAGCCUGCUGCAAGAGAACGGUCUGCCAUGGCAGGGAUGCAGAUUUUAACUUCGAAGAGUUCACAAAGUUCCUUAAACAAAAACUUCACAUUUAA
Messenger RNA from Saccostrea cuccullata (small rock oyster), 725 nucleotides. Its product is annotated as hepatocyte growth factor-like protein. Bases 123 to 725 code for a protein of 200 amino acids. The record is from RefSeq and is a predicted model, not a curated record. Lineage: Eukaryota; Metazoa; Mollusca; Bivalvia; Ostreida; Ostreidae. The transcript has 4 exons.